UAUAAUAUUAGUACAUAUCAUGAAUCAUGGUAUUUUAUUCUAUAAACUUUUAUUCAGCUACACCCACACAAUCUAUAAUCCGUCGAGUGGCACCCACAACAGACUUCCUAUCCGGCUCUAAUCUCCAAGCAACAUCAGUGUUGUCGAGAACGAUGGCAUCCCUCGCGCAGAUGCACAAAACGGGUCCACAUAUCAAAAAGAGAAAAUCAAGAAAUCCGCUCAAUGGAAAUCCUUUCGCCAAGGGUGUGAUACUAAAAACCUUGAUCAGAAAACCCAAGAAGUCGAACUCCGCUAACCGUAAAUGCGUGCUCGUGCGUCUCUCCAGCGGGCGAGAGAUGAUCGCCUACGUGCCGGGCAUCGGACACAACCUGCAGGAACACAAUAUCGUGCUCGUUAGAGUCGGCAGAGUUAAAGAUUGUCCCGGUGUGAAGCUGAAAUGCGUCCGAGGUAAAUUCGACUUGCCGCACGUCAUCAAGCAGAAACUACACAAUACACAAUCUAUAAUCCGUCGAGUGGCACCCAUAACAGACUUCCUAACCGGCUCUAAUCUCCAAGCAACAUCAGUGUUGUCGAGAACGAUGGCAUCCCUCGCGCAGAUGCACAAAACGGGUCCACAUAUCAAAAAGAGAAAAUCAAGAAAUCCGCUCAACGGAAAUCCUUUCGCCAAGGGUGUGAUACUAAAAACCUUGAUCAGAAAACCCAAGAAGCCGAACUCCGCUAACCGUAAAUGCGUGCUCGUGCGUCUCUCCAGCGGGCGAGAGAUGAUCGCCUACGUGCCGGGCAUCGGACACAACCUGCAGGAACACAAUAUCGUGCUCGUUAGAGUCGGCAGAGUUAAAGAGUGUCCCGGUGUGAAGCUGAAAUGCGUCCGAGCUACACCCACACAAUCUAUAAUCCGUCGAGUGGCACCCACAACAGAUUUCCUAACCGGCUCUAAUCUCCAAGCAACAUCAGUGUUGUCGAGAACGAUGGCAUCCCCUCGCGUAGAUGCACAAAACGGGUCCACAUAUCAAAAAGAGAAAAUCAAGAAAUCCGCUCAAUGGAAAUCCUUUCGCCAAGCUACACCCACACAAUCUAUAAUCCGUCGAGUGGCACCCACAACAGACUUCCUAACCGGCUCUAAUCUCCAAGCAACAUCAGUGUUGUCGAGAACGAUGGCAUCCCUCGCGCAGAUGCACAAAACGGGUCCACAUAUCAAAAAGAGAAAAUCAAGAAAUCCGCUCAAUGGAAAUCCUUUCGCCAAGGGUGUGAUACUAAAAACCUUGAUCAGAAAACCCAAGAAGCCGAACUCCGCUAACCGUAAAUGCGUGCUCGUGCGUCUCUCCAGCGGGCGAGAGAUGAUCGCCUACGUGCCGGGCAUCGGACACAACCUGCAGGAACACAAUAUCGUGCUCGUUAGAGUCGGCAGAGUUAAAGAUUGUCCCGGUGUGAAGCUGAAAUGCGUCCGAGGUAAAUUCGACUUGCCGCACGUCAUCAAGCAGAAAGUAUAGUAGUCUGUUAUAUCCAGUUGUGUAAGGUUAUUUGUAGCGAAAUAAAUCUAGUUUAAGUACA
Molecule: messenger RNA, 1551 nt
Organism: Nymphalis io (European peacock)
Lineage: Eukaryota; Metazoa; Arthropoda; Insecta; Lepidoptera; Nymphalidae
Exons: 10
Coding region: 27-1490 (487 amino acids)
Biological process (GO): translation
Cellular component (GO): small ribosomal subunit; ribosome
Molecular function (GO): structural constituent of ribosome
Source: RefSeq, a predicted model, not a curated record